Messenger RNA from Loxodonta africana (African savanna elephant), 6363 nucleotides. RefSeq names its product mitogen-activated protein kinase kinase kinase 4 (gene MAP3K4). Lineage: Eukaryota; Metazoa; Chordata; Mammalia; Proboscidea; Elephantidae. The record is from RefSeq and is a predicted model, not a curated record. Gene Ontology annotation, molecular function: protein kinase activity; ATP binding. Bases 163 to 4953 code for a protein of 1596 amino acids. Gene Ontology annotation, biological process: protein phosphorylation; MAPK cascade. The transcript is spliced from 27 exons.
UCGCGGCUGGUCGCCGUCUCCAAGAUGGCCGCGGCGCGAACGGCUUCUGCAGCGGGGUAGAGGCGGAGGCGGAGCCGAGUCACUCCGCAGAUUGGGGCGCCGGUUCCCCGAGCCCGGCUGCAGCUCAGUGCCCUCCACUGCCAUGCGGGGCUGCGUGCACGGAUGAGAGAAGCAGCCGCCGCCGAGCUGGUCCCCCCUCCCGCCUUCGCCGUCACCCCUGCCGCCGCCAUGGAGGAGCCGCCGCCGCCACCGCUGCCGCCGCCGGAACCGGAGCCUGAAUCCGAACCUGAGCGCUGCCUGGCGGCGAGGCAAGAAUACGAGUCGGGAGACACAGGUUGUAAGAAUUCUGAAUCUGACCUAGAGGAUUUUUCAGAUGAAAUAAAUGCAGAAAAUCUGUAUGGCACCUCUCCCCCCAGCACACCUCGGCAGAUGAAACGGAUGUCAGCCAAACACCAGAGGAAUAAUGCUGGGAGGCCUGCCAGCAGGGCAAAUUUGAAAGAAAAAAUGAAUGCACCAAAUCAGUCUCCACACAAAGACACUGGAAAAACAGUGGAGAACGUCGAAGAAUACAGCUAUAAGCAGGAGAAAAAGAUCCGAGCAACUCUUCGAACAACAGAGCGUGAUCAUAAAAAAAACGUACAGUGCUCGUUCAUGUUAGACUCAGUGGGUGGGUCAUUGCCGAAAAAAUCAAUUCCAGAUGUGGAUCUCCAUAAGCCUUACCUCAGCCUCGGCUGCAGCAAUGCUAAGCUCCCGGUGUCUAUGCCCAUGCCUAUAGCCAGAACUGCACGCCAGACCUCUAGGACCGACUGUCCAGCAGAUAGAUUAAAGUUUUUUGAAACAUUACGACUUCUUCUAAAGCUUACCUCAGUCUCAAAGAAGAAGGACAGGGAGCAAAGAGGACAAGAAAAUACUGCUUUCUGGUUUAACCGAUCUAACGAACUGAUCUGGCUGGAGCUCCAAGCCUGGCAUGCAGGGCGGACCAUUAAUGACCAGGACCUCUUUUUAUACACAGCCCGUCAAGCCAUCCCUGACAUCAUCAAUGAAAUCCUUACUUUCAAAGUUAACUAUGGGAGCUUUGCCUCUGUUAGAAAUGGAGCUAGUUUUAAUGGUACUUCACUAGAAGGGCAGUGCAAUGCCCCCCAUGAAACAAAGACUGUGGGUUACUCAACGUAUCACGAGCAUCUCCAACGCCAGAGGGUCUCAUUUGAGCAGGUAAAGCGGAUAAUGGAGCUGCUAGAGUACAUAGAGGCACUUUAUCCAUCGUUGCAGGCCCUUCAAAAGGACUACGAGAAAUAUGCUGCAAAGGACUUCCAGGACAGGGUGCAGGCACUCUGUUUGUGGUUAAACAUCACAAAAGACUUAAAUCAGAAAUUAAGGAUUAUGGGCACCGUUUUGGGCAUCAAGAAUUUGUCAGACAUUGGCUGGCCAGUGUUUGAAAUCCCUUCUCCUCGACCAUCCAAAGGCAAUGAAGCAGAGGAUGAGGGAGAUGACCCAGAAGGAGACUUGGAAGAGCUGGAAAGCAGUGCAGAUGAGAGUGAAGGAGAACACACCCCUGGUCGGACGGGGCAGGAGAUCAGACAGCCCCCAGAGAACAGUGUCGACAUCCAGCCCCAGGACUGUGUGCCAAAGAAGCUUGAACGGCUCGAGUCUGAAGAGGACUCAGCUGGUUGGGGAGCCCCAGACGGCAGUACGGAAGUGGGCUUCAGCAGACACUGUCGGACUUCUAUCUAUAGACCGUUUGUAGACAAAGCCCUGAAGCAGAUGGGCUUACGAAAGUUAAUUCUAAGACUUCACAAGCUGAUGGACGGCUCCUUGCAAAGGGCGCGGAUAGCGUUGGUAAAGAGCGAUCAUCCCAUGGAGUUUUCAGAGUUUCCGGAUCCCAUGUGGGGCUCGGAUUACGUGCAGUUGUCCAGCACACCCCCUUCCUCUGAGCAGAAGUGCAGCGCCGUCUCCUGGGAGGAGCUGAACUCCAUGGACUUGCCCUCAUUCGAACCUGCCUUCUCAGUCCUCUGCCGUGUCCUCCUCAAUGUGAUACAUGAGUGUCUGAAGUUACGACUGGAGCAGCGGCCUGCCGGAGAGCCAUCCCUCCUGAGCAUUAAGCAGCUGGUGAGGGAGUGUAAGGAGGUCCUGAAGGGCGGCCUUCUGAUGAAGCAGUACUACCAGUUCAUGCUGCACGAGCUCCUGGACGGCCUGGAGCAGACAGACCGCAACAUGGAUGCCUUCGAGGAGGAUCUGCAUAAAAUGCUGAUGGUAUAUUUUGAUUACAUGAGAAGCUGGAUCCAAAUGCUACAGCAGUUACCUCAAGCUUCCCAUAGUUUAAAAAAUCUGUUAGAAGAAGAAUGGAAUUUCACCAAAGAAAUAACUCAUUACAUACGGGGAGGAGAAGCACAGGCCGGGAAGCUUUUCUGUGACAUUGCAGGAAUGCUGUUGAAGUCAACAGGCAGCUUUUUGGGAUCUGGCUUACAGGAGAGCUGUGCUGACGACAGCAGUGCUGCAGAGGAAAUCAGGCGAUCUGUCAUAGAGAUUAGCCGAGCCCUGAAGGAACUCUUCCACGAAGCCAGAGAAAGGGCCUCCAAGGCGCUUGGAUUUGCUAAAAUGUUAAGAAAGGACCUGGAAAUAGCAGCAGAAUUCAUGCUUUCGGCCCCUGUUAGAGACCUGCUGGAUGUUCUGAAAUCAAAGCAGUAUGUUAAGAUACAAAUCCCUGGGCUAGAAAACUUGCAGGUAUUUGUUCCAGACAGUCUUGCUGAGGAGAAGAGCAUUAUCUUGCAGUUACUCAAUGCAGCUGCAGGAAAGGACUGUUCCAAAGACUCAGAGGACAUAGUGAUUGACGCCCAUCUGCUGCUGACCAAGCGCAGCGAUCCUGACCAGGGCUCAGAUGAUGGCUGGGGCACGUGGCAAGAACCGCCUGUGAAAGUUGUGCCUCAGGCGGAGACUGUUGAUACACUGAGGAAUGUGCAGGUGGAUAAUGUCUUACUAGUUGUCAUGCAGUCUGGCCAUCUGACGAUCCAGAGGAAAGCCUUCCAGCAGUCCAUCGACGGACUCAUGACUCUCCGCCAGGAGCAGACGUCCAGCCAACCAGUCAUUGCCAAAGCUUUGCAGCAGCUGAAGAAUGAUGCAUUGGAGCUAUGCAACAGAAUAAGUGAUGCCAUUGACCAAGUGGACCGCAUGUUCAUAUCCGAGUUUGAUGCCGAAGUCGACGAGUCUGAGUCUGUCACGUUGCAGCAGUACUACCGGGAAGCAAUGAUUCAGGGGUACAACUUUGGCUUUGAGUAUCAUAAAGAAGUUGUUCGCUUGAUGUCUGGAGAGUUUAGACAGAAGAUAGGAGACAAAUAUAUAAGCUUUGCCCGGAAAUGGAUGAAUUACGUCCUGACUAAAUGUGAGAGUGGUCGAGGUACAAGACCCAGGUGGGCAACUCAAGGAUUUGAUUUUCUACAAGCCAUUGAACCUGCCUUUAUUUCAGCUUUACCAGAAGAUGACUUUUUGAAUCUACAAGCCUUGAUGAACGAAUGCAUUGGCCAUGUCAUAGGAAAGCCGCACAGUCCUGUUACAGGUUUGUACCUUGCUCUCCAUCGGAACAGUCCCCGUCCUGUGAAGGUGCCUCGAUGCCACAGUGACCCUCCUAACCCCCACCUCAUUAUCCCCACUCCAGAGGGGUUCAGCACUCGGAGCGUGCCUUCGGAUGCGCGGAGCCACGGCAGCCCUGCUGCUGCUGCUACUGCUACCGCCACCGCCGGGCGCCCCAGCCCCUCUGGCAGCGACUCUGCGCCACCCAAACUCACCAGCAGUGCCCCUGAGACCAGGGGUUCCAGCGUCCCAGAGAACGAUCGACUGGCCUCCAUAGCUGCUGAGCUGCAGUUCAGGUCCCUGAGUCGGCACUCCAGCCCCACCGAGGAGCGUGAUGAACCCGCAUAUCCGAAAGGUGAUUCAAGUGCAUCAGCGCGAAGAAGCUGGGAGCUGCGGACCCUCAUCAGCCAGACGAAGGAUACUGCUUCUAAGCAAGGACCCAUUGAAGCUAUUCAGAAGUCAGUUCGAUUGUUUGAAGAAAAGCGGUAUCGAGAAAUGAGGAGAAAGAAUAUCAUUGGUCAAGUUUGUGACACCCCCAAGUCCUAUGAUAACGUCAUGCAUGUUGGCUUGAGGAAGGUCACCUUCAAAUGGCAGAGAGGAAACAAAAUUGGGGAAGGGCAGUACGGGAAGGUCUAUACUUGCAUCAGCGUUGACACUGGUGAACUGAUGGCUAUGAAGGAGAUCCGAUUUCAGCCCAACGACCACAAAACCAUCAAGGAAACUGCAGACGAACUGAAAAUAUUUGAAGGCAUCAAGCAUCCCAAUCUGGUUCGGUAUUUUGGUGUGGAGCUUCACAGAGAAGAAAUGUACAUCUUUAUGGAGUACUGUGACGAGGGCACGCUGGAGGAGGUGUCACGGCUGGGCCUUCAGGAACACGUCAUCAGGCUGUACUCAAAGCAGAUCACCAUCGCAAUCAACGUUCUCCACGAGCAUGGCAUAGUUCAUCGUGACAUCAAAGGUGCCAAUAUCUUCCUUACCUCAUCUGGACUCAUCAAACUGGGAGAUUUCGGGUGCUCAGUGAAGCUCAAGAACAACGCACAGACCAUGCCUGGCGAAGUGAAUAGCACACUGGGGACAGCAGCUUACAUGGCUCCCGAAGUCAUCACCCGAGCUAAAGGGGAAGGACACGGACGUGCUGCUGAUAUCUGGAGUCUGGGCUGUGUCGUCAUAGAAAUGGUCACCGGGAAGAGGCCUUGGCAUGAGUAUGAACACAACUUUCAAAUUAUGUAUAAAGUGGGAAUGGGACAUAAGCCACCAAUCCCUGAAAAAUUAAGCCCUGAAGGAAAGGACUUCCUUUCUCACUGCCUUGAAAGUGACCCAAAGAUGAGAUGGACGGCCAGCCAGCUCCUCGACCACUCGUUUGUCAAGGUUUGCACAGAUGAAGAAUGAAGCUAAUCAGUGUGUGGCCUGGUAGUGUAUGUACUCGGAAAAUUCUCUUAAUCACUACUGUAUGUAAUAUUUACAUAAAGACUGUUCUGAGAAGCAGCAUAAGCCUUUUUAACCUUCCAAGACUGAAGACUGCACAGGUGACACGCGUCCCUUCUCCUGCUGCUCCUGUUUGUUUUCCUUGGCACGGGGCCCUCCUGUGCGAGGGUGUCUUCGAGGUUGAAGAAGCUGCAUGUUAAGUGCCAUUACUACUGUACACGGACCAUCGCCUUGUCCUCGGUUUCUCGUGUGACGAGAACUGUACCAUCAUUGUAGUAUUUUUGACCUUCUUAGGUUCAAAAGACGUCGUAGUGUUAUCAGGUGUUCCGGACCUUGUUUUUUAAUGUUUGUCGAGUGCACUGACUGUGAUACCUUCCCUUGUUGUUGUUGGCAAGCUUCAGAUUUGUUAUUCGAAAGGCCGAUUCAUGAAAUUUAAGAAAAAGGUUCUUUUUUCAAUAAAUGGUUUAUUUUAGGAAAGCUGGGUGAUAGUGUCUUUCAAUGGUUGUCAGCUUAUAAGCCAACACACCAGAUCGUGUGGCGGUCUGUCAUGGUCAGUCAUAUCCUCCUCAACAGAGGAGCCCAAGGACUUGUGCUCACAGCAGGCACUGGACGCGGGCGCCUCAGCCGCAGGCUCCUCAAGGAGGGAAGGAGGAGAUGACGCAGCACUGGUGAUAUAAGGUACCUCUUUAGUUCUCUUACGUUAACCAGCACAGCCUAGCAGACAAAAGUUAGGCCUUGCUGUCACAUAUUGCAGCUCAGUUUAUUUUUAAGCCCCAAUGGAUAGGUGCUAGGUAAAUAUAAGUGCUGCCGCGUUGAUAAGAAAGCAUCUUUUUCAGAAUGUAAACAUUUUAGCACAUAGCCUUCUAAAUAGUCCAAAUGCUACGUUAUUGGUAUUCCUUUGUUUUUGUUUAUUUAGUGUUUGCUAUUUUUUAUUAGGUUUUUCUAACGAUUGACAUCAAGGCUUCCUGAAGUCUUAUUAGAAGACUACUGCCUCACUCCUUACACACAGCAGCCGACGGUGGGCAAGUCAUUUCUCAAGCAGGUUUCUGUUCACCUUCCCUCCAGUGCAGUGGACCGUGCACCCAAGAAAUCAGUGUUCAGGGAAUGUGGGUGUCACAGUAGGGCUAUUAGGAACACCUAGAAUUUUUUCAAGAUUUUUAACAACUUUUUGAGAUAUAAUUUACAUACUUUAAUUGUAUAGUUUAAUGACUUUCAGUGUGUUUAUGGAGUUGUGCAACCACCACCACACACAAACUGGAAGAUCCCGUCACCCUAAAAAGAAACCUCACGUCCAUCUUCAGUCACCUCCCAUUCCUACCCUCCACCUUAGGCAAUCGCUAAACUCUCUGUGUCUGUAAGCUGGCCUCUUCUAGA